This is a messenger RNA of Culex pipiens pallens (northern house mosquito), 1597 nucleotides long. RefSeq names its product putative carbonic anhydrase 3 (gene CAH2). The transcript has 8 exons. The record is from RefSeq and is a predicted model, not a curated record. Gene Ontology annotation, molecular function: carbonate dehydratase activity; zinc ion binding. NCBI's taxonomy places the organism in Eukaryota, Metazoa, Arthropoda, Insecta, Diptera, Culicidae. Gene Ontology annotation, cellular component: cytoplasm.
AGGUGUGAACGGACUUGGUCGUUCAGCUUGGUCAGCUUGGCAAGCAGCCUCUCAGUGCCGGUCAUUCUGUCCCCGCGGCUGGAUCGUCGUGGUCUCCGUCCCUUGCAGUGCUGAGUGGGUUGUUUCUGGUUUGUCCCGUGGGUUGGUUCUAGGGGUUCUUUAUCAACGGCUAUUCCCAGUGGAGUGUCAGUUCCCAACUGGACGCGAUCGUGGACGGUACUCGGUGAAGGAAGAAAAUAAAAUUGACGGUUCCGGAAAAUAUCUGGGGAUUUCUUAGUAGGUUCUUAUUAGUGAAGAGUGCCGGAAGUUGACCGUGUCGGGUUUAUUGCAAAAAAAAAGUGACAUUUUCAACUGUCCCCCGGUGCUAGCAUAGAGGCGAAAAAGUUUCCAAAAUUUGGCUGUGGUGUGAUAAGUGAGUGUGAAUCAGAGAGAGAUCAGAAUUUGGAAGAGCAGAGGAAGAGCUAACCAGAUCAACAGCCAGAAGCUACAGCUACAGCAGCAGGUCGAGAUGAGCAAACCGGCGGCCAAAAGUGGCAAUUUUAUGCUAAUAGCAUCAAUUGUGAUAUUAUCAGUAAUUCCAUAUGGACGAAGUCAAGAUUUCGGCUACGACGGAGAAAAAGGACCAUCGCACUGGGGCGAGCAGUACAACAGCUGUACCGGGAAGCACCAGAGUCCGAUCAACAUCAACUCGCUGGACGUGAAGAAGGUGAACCUGCCACCGUUGGUCUUCGACGGGUUCGACAUUGCCCCGCUGCAGACCAAUUUGACCAACAAUGGGCACACAGUGGCCGUCACCGUCAAGUCUGACCACAUCCCGACGAUCUCCGGGGGUCCCCUGCACGGCGUCUACCAGUACUCGCAGCUGCACUUCCACUGGGGUGACAAUGACACCUUCGGCAGCGAGGACAUGAUCGACAAUCACAUCUUCCCCAUGGAGUUGCACGUGGUGUUCUUCAAGCGGGACUACCGGAACGCCAAGACGGCCCUCGACCACUCGGACGGGCUGACGGUGCUGGCGUUCUUCUACGAGAUCUCCUCCGAGGACAACCCGCGGUACGAGGAGUUUGUCCAGCUGCUGGGCAACGUGACCAACUCCCACAAGACGGCCACCUUCGCCGAUCCGCCCUCGCUGAAGGAGCUGAUCGCGCAGGACCUGCUCCACUAUUACACGUACAACGGAUCGCUGACGACACCCCCGUGCAGCGAAGUGGUCACGUGGAUCGACUUCAAGGAGCCGAUCAUGCUGUCCCAUGCGCAGAUCGAGGCGUUCCGUGCGCUCGAGGACGAGGAGGGCCAUCCGUUGACGCACAACUUCCGGCCCAUUCAACCGCUCGGGGAUCGCGUGGUGCUGUUCAACACGGACGAAAUCAUCAAGGACGUGGACCUGGGCGUGGAUGUGCCCCCGAGUGAGGUGGAAAACAGCAACCGAGUUGAGGAAGAGGUGCGGAAACCGUCGGGGUCCAAGCAGGGCAAGAAGGGCAAGGACAGUGGCGUCGCGAGGGGGACACCGGUGGCGAGUUGGGUGCUUUUGGGGUUGGCGUCGAUGGCACUGCUGGCGGCUAGCCGGUACUGAAGAAACUGAAACUCCUCCGCUACA